UCCAGCCCAGAUCCAACCCCUCAUUUACUGAGACACUCCCUGAAUACUUAAGGAGGGUUCCAACUCUGCUCAGGAACUCUCCGGCUCUUCAAACAAACCAUAUCUGGGGAAAAGCUGGACAAGUUUCCAGAAUGUCAAUCGCCCGUGCAGCGGCCAAGGCCAUGUUAUCUGAUGCCCUGCUGCAGGACAGCUCUGGGAUCCCCCGGAUCAACCACCUGGAGCUGGAGCUUCCUCUGGACAAGGUCAUCAAGUAUGUGUCCGUGGGCCUUCCUCUGAUGCUGGUUUGCAUGGCCUUCGCCCGCGAGAUCUCCCUGGGGCCUCAGAUCAGCUGCUUCGCUCCCAGUAACUUCACAGCCAAACAGGCCAGCUAUGUAGACACGUACUGCUGGGACUCUCUCAUGCAUCAUGAGCUCGACGGUGACGGGAACUUUGAGGAGCGCUCGCUCUGGGUGCACAAAAUGUUUCCUUACUCUCUCCUGGCCAUGGCCAUCCUCAUGUACCUGCCGGCUCUCAUCUGGCGGCAGCUUGUCACGCCCACACUGGGCUCAGACCUGCUCUUCAUAAUUGAUGAACUCGACAAGUCGUACAACCGAUCGGUCCGGCUGGCCCAAAGCAUCCUGGAUAUGCGGCAGAAUACUAAGAACCCGCUGACGUUUCAGGCGGAGCUGCAGAGGGCAAAACGGAAGAGAUACUUUGAGUAUCCCCUUCUGGAGAGAUACAUGCGCUGCAAACAAAGCUCUUACUUCCUGGUCAGCAUGCUGUUUCUGCGAGGUUUCCUCCUCCUGACCUUCAUGACGGCUGCCUGCCUCUAUCUCGCCUACUUCCACCUUUCGGCCUUACUGCAGGACGAGUUCAGCUGCUUCGUUCGGACGGGCAUGCUGCGGGAUCAGAGCUGGAUUCCAGAACUCGUUCAGUGCAAGAUAAUCGGCCAGCUGGUCUUUCAGGUGAUCAGUGUGGUCAACGGCGCCAUCUACAUCCUGCUGGGACCCAUCGUCCUUUUCAGCAUCAUUCGGCUCUUCGUUUGGGACACCAGCUUCAUCUCCGUGUACGAUGUCCUCCCAGCCCUGGAUAUCAUCAACAGCAGACGAUUAGGCUGCCCGCUCAAUGACCUCAAUGUUCUCCUGCUGUUUCUGCGCGCUAAUGUAGCCCACCUGAAAUCCUACGGGCAGGUCAGAGCUCUGUGCUCCCUGGCGCCGCCACAAGUGGGCGAUGCUACGGCGGGGCAGGGCUUAAACGCAAUGCUGACGCAAGAAGAACUGGAGGAACGUGAGGAGGCAGCGAUGGAGCUGGCGGAGGAGGUGGGGGAGGCCAAGGAGGAAGGGAAGCUCAACCUGGUGGACAUCAUGACUAUUCUGGGAGCGGCUCAGGGAAGAGUGGUGAACUGCAGUGAGAAGAAGCCUCUAAUGGAAGAAAAUAUGAGCCUGGGUACCACAACACUUAUCUAUACACUCAAACGCAUUCUUUUAGCGGCUAUUUUCACCUUCAUCAUCUGGGAUGCACAGAAAAUAAUUCAGUAGCAUCCAAAGAUCUGCUGCUGCCAAUCAUAACAUCAUGUCAGGAGGUAUAACCUACAGUAGAAGCCAUUCAAAAUGUCCCCACUUCCCUUGAUGGGCCCUCUGCUGGUCCUCGGCCGGUCCCCUAAGAUUCCCCUUUAAAACAUUGAAAAUAUUCUUUCUGUCAUGAUUUGUAGACAGCUGUAAUUCAGUAAAAGGGUGGUAAAAUAAUAUGCACGCCCAGGAGAAGGGGGUCCCUCCAGUGGCUGGAAGUUGGAGGGGAUUCUGCUGAGAAUUGCAGGGGCUGCCGAUCGGCUGGCGUUUGACUGGGAGGGGUCAUUUUGAACGGCUGCUGCUGUAGAUUAAUCCAGUUUGAAGAAGGAAUGUGUUAUUUUUUUCCAGUAUUUAAAGCAACAGGUGUGUCGUUUUUCUAAAGGAGUCUUUUAAAUGUCUGGCAGAUGCAGAAGAGAUGGAUUUGUGGUACUUGUCUGCCCUAACUGACCUCUCUGUUUCU
Molecule: messenger RNA, 2007 nt
Organism: Cyprinodon variegatus (sheepshead minnow)
Lineage: Eukaryota; Metazoa; Chordata; Actinopteri; Cyprinodontiformes; Cyprinodontidae
Gene: panx3
Product: pannexin 3
Exons: 5
Coding region: 132-1517 (461 amino acids)
Biological process (GO): monoatomic cation transport; positive regulation of interleukin-1 production
Molecular function (GO): channel activity
Source: RefSeq, a predicted model, not a curated record